Molecule: messenger RNA, 2697 nt
Organism: Mercenaria mercenaria
Lineage: Eukaryota; Metazoa; Mollusca; Bivalvia; Venerida; Veneridae
Product: protein PIF-like
Exons: 14
Coding region: 1-1653 (550 amino acids)
Source: RefSeq, a predicted model, not a curated record
AUGAUCUGUCGUGCAUUUGGCGUAUUGCUGUAUUUCGCAGCUGUAGCAAUCGCAUUAGACCGUGAUUGCGACGUGAAAGCGGAUUUAUUUUUCGUCAUUGAUGGUUCUGACAGUCUGUCUGACGCCGACUUCGCAGCUAGCAAAGCCUUUAUAAUUCAGGUGUUAAGAGCAUUUGCCGUUGAAAAAGACCGUAUUCACGUGGGGGCCAACGUGUUUGGAACAGACGUCUACGACCGUAUCGAACUUAUGGGCCCAACUUUAGAUUUUAAGAUGAAGUACAGACUUUUUGAAAAACGUAUAGAAACUCUCCAACGGACAAGGUCUGGAACCGCCACUUUUAAAGCUAUCCAAGAAAUGAGGAAGGAGUUCGCUGAUCGAGGUCGCGAUGACGUCACGAAAGUUGGCAUUGUGAUCACGGACGGUAAAUCUGUAAACAUAAAUGCGACUGCGCAACAGGCACGCGCAGCACGUGACGAGGGUAUUAAUAUGAUUGCCAUUGGUGUUGGAGACAACAUCUUUAGACCGGAACUGUACAAUAUUGCCAGCUCGCCCACCUCCGUGUAUGAGACAGACCAGAUAAUGGGUGUGGUCAAGACGAUCCAGGAUGCUGUCAAGGAAUAUAUAUGUAUUGUGAUAACUACUACCAUAUCAACGGAAGCGCCUACCACGCCUGAAAGUGACAGCCUGAAAGACCCAUGUUUGACAGACGGUGUGGUAUCCUAUGAUGUAGAGGAUUUGUGCAGCGGUUACGUUAUGUGUGUCAACAAACGGAGCAUGCGCGCUUGUUGUCAGACAAACCACGCCUACGUUGCUGGAACGGGGUGUGUCUUAGAUCCCACGUGUAUGGACACGUGUGAUGGAGAUGAUAAUCACUUGAUUCAUCCGCUAGAAUGUGAUAGUAUUCCUUUCCCUGGCGAUGAUCGUUACUACAUACAGUAUGAAGGUGAAGGUCAUACCAAUAAGACACGGCCUUGUGCCCCUGGAACAGUCUUCAACGUGGACAGUUGCAUGUGCGAUAAGCAUGAUACAAGGCCUCAGACUGGAAAACUUGACGAUUGCAACCCUACUGCCAACUUCACUUUUGAGAACGGGUUCGAGGACUCGGCAGGACACGCUUACGCCGGCACAGAAUUUGUUGACGUCAUAGACGGACAUGCGCAGUUCAAUGGAAAUGGAAUGGUGAACAUUUAUAGGUUUUCUAUGGACACUUUCGGAAAAAAGCUGGUCCUUCGAAUCCGUUUCCUGCCGGCUGCAUCAGGACAAAGCAAUGAAGCUCUACUGACCAACUGUAUCUCCAGUAAAGGGGAGAGUUCAAGCAUCUCUAUAAGGGUGGUGAGGUCCUCUGUCGUCACUAUGGUCGUCUUCUCAACAGACACAACCCUCGAUACACAGCAAGUUACCAUACCGCUGAGAAAUCCGAAUAUUUGGAAUGAAGCAACAUAUAUCUAUGAUGGCAGUAUGUUGUAUGGUAUAAUUGAUGACGGAACAGAUCCUGUACUGGUGCAGUCGGCACCGCUGAGCGGGGACAUUCUGUUAAGGAAAAGCGGUAUGAUUCUUGGAGCCGGGAGCCAGUUGAACUCUUAUACUGGAGACAUCGACGAGUUCCAACUGUAUAAAUGUUUCCCGGCUUAUGCGCAAGGGUACAGGGCAUGAUGAUAUUGGCAUGUUUCCCGGCUUAUACUUAAGAGUGCAGGAAAUGACAUGGUUGAUUUCGAUAAACAUUAAAGUAAAAUAUUGAGGGCAGUUCGAGUCAAACCUCGACUAAGUAUGACGCUGAAAUCUGAGCGACAAAUCAGCCGAUAUACGAAUAUGUUAUUUCGGUUCAAUUGUGUUAGACAUUGGAGGCUAAUAGCAAAAUAUAAACUUGCCUGCUAUUGGUCCAUUUCAAGAGUGUUCCAAGAAACCAACCAACUGGCGUCCAAAACCAGAUCUAAAUCAUUGGACCCUGGAUUUGAAAUUUAGCACAUAUAAAUUUGUUCCGUUCAAUAGAAUGAUGAAUAGUCCACAAAGAAGGUCUGUAAUUAAAUAAUAUAUUUUCAGUGCUCGAAAUCAACAAUUAGGUAUUUUUUUCUAGCUGAACAUUUUAUUAUUAUUUUACAUUUUAUUAUCCUUUUAAGCUUUUUUUUUUUGAUGUUUUAUAUUUUGAAUGUGUAUACGUACUUCUCAGAUUUUCAGUUUUCUUUAUCUUAUAUUGAUUUUCAAGUUUAAUAUUAUUUUCAUUGAAUUGUAAGGAUUUGAAUAAAUGUUUAACAAGUGUCUGAGUUUCUUAUUUUGGCAACCUAUCUAUCUCUCCAGUGGAACAACAUCUAUAAAUAUUAUUAUUAUACCAGAUUUAUAUAGCGCCCUUUUCGUGAUAAACACGUUCAAACGCGCUUUGUAUACAUAGUGGCAAACACAGCCACACAGGGCGAGAAAUUCAUCCUCUACUAGCACAGACACAGAGCGAUCUGACCAGAGGGACAGAGUGAUAUAUAGCCCCAAGAAAAUUGCGAAUAGACAGUCUGGUUCUUUAACGUGCCCACACACGCGAAGCCGUCUUUCCUGUGAAGAACCAGUACGGGCCUCGUAGUUAGGACGAAGACACUCGAGAGCAAUUUAACAUAACUUUCACAACCUUUCAACUAAGUUCCUGAUUGAAUUGGGAACCAUCCGCGGUGCGAAUCAUAUCCAGCUAUACAUCCUAUAAAGAUAGUAAAG